AUGACCUCCGACAGUCAGGAUGGGUUAGAGUGGGAUGAUAGCGGCCUCCAACUCAUUCCGCUCUGGACCCGGCCUGAAUCCCCCUGUGCAGUAUCAUUCUAUGCCUCCGGGGCAUUCAACAAGCUCUAUUUGAUCUCCACUCCUGGCGACAACCUGUUGAUGCGCGUCUCAUUACCGGUAUAUCCCUCCCAAAAGACGCUCGGGGAGGUCGCCACAUUGCAGUGGGUGCACAAAAACACCGAGAUACCGGUUCCAAAAGUUGUUGCUUUCGAUUCGACAAACAAGAAUGAAAUCGGCUUCGAAUGGAUUCUCAUGCAACUUGUGCUUGGUCAGCCAGCAAACAAACGAUGGCGGAAAAUGACCCUGACGCAGAAGACCUCGUUUGUCGAAGACAUCGCAAAAUAUCAAGCCCAGCUCUUCUCUCGUCGCUUCACUGGUAUCGGAACGCUUCAUUCAGAAGAUGUUCCUGGACCAGUCGUUUCACAUGAAUUUUUCAUGGGUAAUCGCCUCCCAUAUGACGUGCCGCGAGGGCCCUUUCGUUGCAGUCAUGACUGGCUCGAGUCUCUGCUGAAACUCCUUAUCUCCGAGCAAACAGACGUCGCCAACAAAGCCGAUGAUGACGAUGACCGUGAGGAUGCGAUGGAAAUACUGAGGACAGCGGAACACCUCCUUUCGCUUCUCCCGAAGAUAUUCGAGCCAUCGGAUCACGAGUCGACGGUGCUCUGGCACGACGACCUCAAUUUGAGCAACAUUCUCGUUAAUGAUGCUGGAGUUAUUACCGCCAUCGUAGACUGGGAAUGCGUGUCCGCGUUGCCGCUUUGGAUGGCCACAAAAUUGCCUGCAUUUGUCAGGGACGGCGCGCGGGAGGAGGAGCCGCAACGAGAUGAGUACGGUAACGAAGACGAGGACCCCGAGUUUGUAUCGGCAGAGCUGGACAACGAGGGCAAGAACGAAUUGUACUGGAUACAUCAGAUGGAGUACGACGUGACACAAUUGAAGAAGGUUUAUCGGGCAGCAUUUCCCCUUGAGGAAAAUGACAUGAAGCAAGACUUUUAUGAAGCCCUGCUCCAGUGCAAUGCGGGCUUAUGGAUCAAGAAGAUAUAG
Messenger RNA from Mycena indigotica, 1104 nucleotides. RefSeq names its product Aminoglycoside 3'-phosphotransferase/choline kinase domain protein. NCBI's taxonomy places the organism in Eukaryota, Fungi, Basidiomycota, Agaricomycetes, Agaricales, Mycenaceae. The record is from RefSeq and is a predicted model, not a curated record. Bases 1 to 1104 code for a protein of 367 amino acids. The transcript has 3 exons.